CAGUGUUUCAGUACUCAGGUACCUGAAGUACCUGCUUGAAUCCAGAUGCACUUUUUUUCUUCCUUUCAUAUGGAAAAUGGGGAUAUACUCUGCAGUGAUUUUGAAUACAGCCCAGCAACAGCAAGCUUGAACAGCAGUUUUGUGAAGAUUACAACAUCAAGGGGACCGUGGCACAAAUUCUUACUUCUCACUAACAGAAAGAAGACAAAACCCCCAAUAAAACAGAAAGAGAAGAGGACUAAGAGGACUACAGCUGUAUGCACAAGGCAAGGCAGUAACAUAAAGACCUGUCAAACAGAGGAUAAGAAAGAAACAAAAGUAAGGAGAGAAACAAUCUUGUUUUGAAGCUUUUUGUAGAAAGGUUUCUGAGCUUUCAGCUUCCUGCAGAGAAACAAUGGCGACAGAUCCUGGGAAUGUAUUUUACCUUGCCGCUUGUGCGUUUGCUAAUAUCUCAUCUGACUGUGAAACAUAGAAGGCAGCAACCACAAAUACUGAGACAUGGAUUUAUUCCACUUCAUUCUAGGUGUUGCUUGAGAGUCGACUGGGCAGUCCUUUGUAUUUUCAUUGAAGGAUCAAUAUUUCAAGAUGUGCAAAGGAGAGGGGUCUGACUGACAAGCUGCCCUAUUAUUCUAACUAUGACUGGAUUGACUGAACAUUACUUCAAAGUCACUAUUCUAGGCCACCUAGUCUGAUGAAGUUGGACUUCAUUCUUCAAGAGUGAUUUACUAAUACAGCCCGAAAUCAUGAUGAAAGAGAUGAGUGUCUCUGCAAGCAAAGCUUCCUUGGUCCUCUUUUUGUGCCAAAUGAUUUCUGCAUUGGAUGUACCUCUUGACUCAAAACUUCUAGAAGAAUUGUCACAACCUCCUACGAUAACUCAGCAGUCUCCAAAAGAUUACAUUGUUGACCCCCGAGAGAAUAUUGUAAUACAGUGUGAAGCAAAAGGAAAGCCACCUCCUAGCUUCUCCUGGACACGCAACGGGACUCAUUUUGAUAUAGAUAAAGAUGCACAGGUGACAAUGAAACCAAAUUCAGGCACUCUUGUCAUAAAUAUUAUGAAUGGUGGGAAGGCAGAAGCAUAUGAGGGAGUGUACCAGUGUACAGCAAGGAAUGAGCGAGGAGCAGCCAUUUCCAACAAUAUUGUUAUAAGGCCUUCUAGAUCCCCGUUGUGGACAAAAGAAAAACUAGAACCUAACCAUGUUCGAGAAGGUGAUUCACUAGUACUGCACUGCAGACCUCCUGUUGGCUUACCACCACCUAUAAUAUUUUGGAUGGACAAUGCUUUCCAAAGGCUUCCUCAAAGUGAAAGGGUUUCCCAAGGUCUAAAUGGAGAUCUUUAUUUUUCUAAUGUACAACCAGAAGACACCCGGGAGGACUAUAUCUGCUAUGCAAGAUUUAAUCAUACACAAACUAUACAGCAGAAACAACCUAUUUCUGUAAAAGUCUUUUCAAUGGAUUCAUUGAAUGACACUAUAGCUGCUAAUUUGAGUGACACUGAUAUUUUUGGUGCAAAGCCAGUGACAGAGAGACAGCCAGUUCUUCUAACACCAACAGGUAGCACGAGUACCAAAGUGGAACUCAGAGGAAAUGUGCUUUUGUUGGAGUGCAUUGCAGCAGGAUUACCCACGCCAGUAAUUCGCUGGAUUAAAGAAGGUGGGGAACUGCCAGCCAACAGGACGUUUUUUGAAAACUUUAAGAAAACUCUCAAGAUUAUAGAUGUUUCUGAAGCUGACUCUGGGAACUAUAAGUGCAUAGCAAGAAAUAUAUUAGGGUCUGCUCAUCAUGUCAUUUCAGUGACUGUGAAAGCUGCCCCGUACUGGAUAACAGCACCCAGAAACUUGGUCUUGUCACCUGGAGAAGACGGGACAUUGAUCUGCAGAGCUAAUGGCAAUCCAAAGCCUAAUAUAAGCUGGUUAGCAAACGGCGUCCCUAUAGCAAUUGCUCCAGAAGAUCCUAGCAGGAAGGUAGAUGGUGAUACCAUUAUCUUCUCACAUGUGCAAGAAAGGUCAAGUGCUGUAUAUCAAUGCAAUGCUUCUAAUGAAUAUGGAUAUCUGCUAGCAAAUGCAUUUGUGAAUGUUCUGGCUGAGCCACCACGAAUUCUAACUCCUGCUAAUAAGCUCUAUCAAGUCAUCGCAGAUAGUCCAGCAUUGCUAGACUGUGCUUAUUUUGGCUCACCUAAACCUGAAAUUGAAUGGUUUAAAGGAGUGAAAGGUAGCAUCUUGCGUGGAAAUGAAUAUGUUUUCCAUGAUAAUGGAACCUUGGAGAUUCCAGUGGCUCAAAAGGAUAGUACUGGUACAUAUACAUGUGUAGCAAGGAAUGCAUUAGGAAAGAUACAAAACGAGGUGCAGCUGGAAGUUAAAGAUCCAACAAUGAUAAUUAAACAGCCAGAAUACAAAGUGAUUCAGAGAUAUGGCCAAGUUUCAUUUGAGUGUAUAAUAAAACAUGAUUCUACUUUGUCACCAACAAUUAUAUGGUUGAAGGACAAUGAUGAACUGCCAGAUGAUGAAAGGUUUCUAGUUGGUAAAGACAACUUGACCAUUAUGAAUGUAACUGAUAAAGAUGAUGGAACAUACACUUGCAUAGUUAAUACUACUCUGGACAGUGUUUCAGCAAGUGCUGUGCUUACUGUUGUUGCUGCUCCCCCAACUCCAGCUAUCAUUUACGCUCGACCAAAUCCACCUUUUGACUUGGAAUUGACAGGUCAGCUAGAAAGAAGUGUUGAACUGUCAUGGAUACCAGGAGAUGAAAAUAAUAGUCCUAUCACAAACUUUGUGAUUGAAUAUGAAGAUGGGCUGCAUGAACCAGGGGUAUGGCAUUACCAGACGGAAGUUCCUGGAACUCAGACAACAGUACAAUUGAAGUUGUCUCCAUAUGUCAACUACUCAUUCCGUGUGAUAGCUGUCAAUGAGAUUGGCAGAAGUCAGCCGAGUGAACCAUCUGAGCAGUACCUGACAAAAUCUGCAAACCCUGAUGAAAAUCCUUCUAAUGUACAAGGGAUAGGCUCAGAACCUGAUAAUUUGGUAAUAACAUGGGAGUCUUUGAAAGGUUUUCAGUCUAAUGGACCAGGGCUUCAGUACAAAGUCAGCUGGCGUCAGAAAGAUGUUGAUGAUGAGUGGACAUCUGUUAUAGUUGCAAAUGUAUCUAAGUAUAUUGUGUCUGGUACACCAACUUUUGUUCCCUAUGAAAUAAAAGUACAAGCUUUAAAUGACCUUGGAUAUGCACCAGAGCCAUCAGAGGUGAUUGGACAUUCAGGGGAAGACUUGCCAAUGGUUGCUCCAGGCAAUGUGCAGGUUCAUGUUAUUAACAGCACACUAGCAAAGGUGCACUGGGACACAGUUCCACUGAAAACUGUCCGAGGACACCUUCAAGGGUACAAAGUUUACUACUGGAAAGUACAGAAUCUGUCCAGAAGGAGUAGGCGGCAUGUAGAAAAAAAGAUCUUGACAUUCAGGGGAAACAAGACAUUUGGAAUGUUGCCAGGGCUGGAGCCCUAUAGUUCUUACAAGCUUAAUGUUAGAGUUGUAAAUGGUAAAGGAGAAGGACCAGCAAGCCCAGACAAAGUAUUUAAGACCCCUGAAGGAGUUCCUAGCUCACCCUCGUUUUUGAGGAUUACGAACCCAACAUUGGACUCUCUGACUCUGGAGUGGGGUUCACCUACUCAUCCAAAUGGUGUUUUGACCUCAUAUAUACUGAAGUUUCAGCCAAUUAACAACACACAUGAGUUGGGCCCCUUGGUUGAGAUACGAAUUCCUGCUAAUGAGAGCAGCUUGAUACUGAAAAAUCUAAAUUACAGCACACGCUAUAAGUUUUACUUUAACGCACAAACCUCAGUUGGAUCAGGAAGUCAGAUUACUGAGGAAGCAAUAACAAUUAUGGAUGAAGGUAAGAUGGCUGAUAUUCUCCACCCUGCUAUAGGUGCAGGCAAAGGAUAUUCAGAAAUCCUUUUUGCAACCUUCCCAGUCAUGUACACUGUCCGUCCAACAUUCUAUAAGGUGCAACCACUUUAUCCAAGGAUCAGAAAUGUUACCACAGCUGCCGCUGAGACCUAUGCCAAUAUCAGUUGGGAGUAUGAGGGACCAGAUCAUGCGAACUUUUAUGUUGAAUAUGGUGUAGCAGGCAGCAAAGAAGAUUGGAAAAAAGAAAUUGUAAAUGGUUCUCGAAGCUUCUUUGUGUUAAAGGGUUUAACACCAGGAACAGCAUAUAAAGUCCGGGUUGGUGCUGAGGGCCUGUCUGGUUUUAGGAGUUCAGAGGAUGUGUUUGAGACAGGUCCAGCAAUGGCAAGUCGGCAGGUAGACAUUGCUACUCAAGGAUGGUUCAUUGGUCUUAUGUGUGCUGUUGCUCUUCUCAUCUUGAUUUUACUCAUUGUUUGCUUCAUAAGGAGGAAUAAAGGUGGAAAAUAUCCAGUGAAAGAAAAGGAGGAUGCACAUGCUGAUCCAGAAAUACAGCCUAUGAAGGAAGAUGAUGGAACAUUUGGUGAAUACAGGUCCAUGUCUGCUUGGACAGGAAAGAAACUGGACAAGGAAAAGAAAAGAAAAGGUAGCUGUGCCAAUUCUCCUGAAGCAGACCCUGUCUUUACCAAAGCAAAGUCUGUGAGAUCUGACAGAUCCAACUUCUUCAGAAGGUCAGGGGAUCAAUACUCCAGCACCAGUUCAGAGACCUCCUACACCAGGAGGAGGGCUAGGCAGUCACCAGAGCUUGCAAGGGUUAGUUCUGUCCCUGCUUCCCUCUGCCAAGAGGAAAAAAGGUCAGACGCAUGGAAGUACAGGCAUGGCUCUAGACAUCACGCUUCUGAGCAACAGCUAAUGGGGUCGGAGGAGGGCUCAGAUUCUCAGGCAGGACAGCCAUCCCCUUCCCAUCAGCCCCUCAGCUCCAGCUCAUUUCAUGGCUCACUGGCGAGGCAGCACUCCUCUCUCCAGCACUGGUUCAGCCACACCCCAGACUACAGCUCAGAUUCAGAAGACAAUCAGAACUCCUGCCACCGGAAGGUAAGACCUUCUACUACUACCCACUUCUCUGAAUCUGAAAAGAAUUCGUUCAUGAAAUCUGUAGUUUUGCCUGAGCUAGCUACUGUCUUAAAGGAUGCUUUGACAGCAGCCAGGCAAAGUAUAAGCUCUGUGGCACAGGCUAGGUCCCAUUCAGUAAAGUGUCCCAGGGUACCAGUUACAGAAGUACCAGUGGUUCCUCUAGAAGCAACUGGGAGCAGUUCCCAAACUUUUGAAUCUGACCAUAGGAACAGUUUAAAAGAUCAAAGUGCCUCUCGGAAGGAGAAAUCUAAGCCUCAUAAGGCAUUGGAUGUUGAGUCAUCCCCUGAAGAUUGGGAGGUGUCAUCUGAGUCCCCUACAGAAGAGCAAGAAGGACCAGAACCUCUGCGUAAAUUUGACAUCAAGAACCAGAAUUAUCUGUUCAAGCACAUAGAGAGAGUGCUAAUGCUGAAAUCUUCCAAAGUGGAAGGUGCUUCAGAAGAACCGCUUCUCCCCUCUAACGAAGGCAAGCGGGAUAAUGCACUUCCUAUCGACUCAGCAGUGGAAGAGCUUGUGUGUGGGAUUUGGGAUAAUCCGGAGGCAAAGCAUGAAGCCCCAGCAGUCCUGCGUAAGCUUUAUCCUUUUCCAGUGGAUAAAGCUGCUUUGUGGGGGACCUUGCCUCAGGUAGACAGGGCAUUGGUUACUGGUGAUCCUGUUCUAUCAGUCCCUCUCCUUAAAGAUCCUACUGAUAGAAAGGUUGAGGAAGCAAUUAAAAGGUGUUUCAAGCUAGCUGCAGCCCAGCUCGGGGUAUCUAUCUACUGCACUUACGCUUCUAGAGCGUUACUAAUAUGGUUGAAGGAAGAACGAGCCAGAUUCAAAAGGAAAUGGGUCCCAUCUGGUGCCAUGCAAAGGAAGCACAGGCUAUGUAAAAUUGCAGCUAAUUUUAUCCAUGAUGCAGCUGAGGAUUCUCUUAGACUCACUGUUAAAAGCAUGGCGUGCCUCACUGUAGCCUGGAGAGCUGUAUGGCUACGACCUUGGACCUCAUCACUAGAUCUAAAAUGUAAACUGCUCUCUUUACCAUACACGGGUGGCAAGCUGUUUGGUGGAGCCUUGGUCCAGAUCAUGAAGGACUUCUCAGAACGCAAACACUCCUUAUGUCAGCUGAGAAAAAAGAGCUCUGUUAGAUGCUCUUCAUUUUCUUAUCCACACAAGUGUCUGAGCUCAUUUCGUUCUCCUCCCAAGUUUAAAGGGGGGAAGGGAAAGUAUAAGGUCUCACAAUCAUUUCAUGCCAAAUACAAAAGGACGUCUCACUUUCAGAGAGACAUCAGACCAUCAAGAGGAACUUUUUAAGAACACAAGCUUGCUUGCUUCCUCCUUUCUCAGGAACUGCCAAGAGUGAGCAACUUGGAAAUUUUUACUGAAUAGACUUCAGUAUUUCUGGACAACUAAGUCCAAGGCUUAGAAAAUUAGUUGUUUCAUAAUAAGAAUUAAAUAAUUGAAUUCCUUAUAUCUUAAUGACUAACUAGGAUAUUCUAGAGAAGUCACAGCUCUGAAUUUUAGGGGAGCAUUUUGCCACAUUCAGUUUCUAGCCUUCCCAGUAUUGUUGGGAUGGCUUGAACUUGUUUGAAGUUUGCACUCCUCAGCUUCAUCUAGAAGCAUACUUUGUGCAAAACCAGCCAAAGCUGGGUUUUCCUGCUGCACCAAUCUAAUGAAGGCAGCAACGCUUUAGAAAGUGCAGGUGUUUCAGGAUCCACAGAAUGACCUGGUACACUGUGUUCCUGUGACAGGAGGAAUACCUGCACUUUUGCAUCACAAGGGGAAACACUGCUGCUGCAGCAGCAAGCUGCACCACAAUCCCAGUGUUUUCCUUGAGUUGCAGAAGACCAAGGUAGUAAAUUGUGGACAGCGUGGAAUGUGUGCAGCAAGAAACUGCAAGAAAUACAACAACUACCACAAAUGUAUAUUUGUUUAAAAUAAAAUUCAUGGCUAUCUAAAGCUCCUGUUCAGGUCAGUGUAGGUAUAUAAAUCAGCCUACAUUUCCAUCAUGGGCCCUAAAUUGAGAAAUUAAGAAGUUGUGGCAUCUGCAGACCUAUGGAUUCAUGAACAGAGACUGCAAGCAUGCAUUUCUUCACAGGAGGUAUGAAAGUCUGGCACCUCAUUGCAGUCUGCAGAGUGUUGGUGAGAAGAUUCCACAGGGCAAGCAACUACAGCAGCAGGGCUGCUAGUCUGAUAAUGCAGGAUGUGUGCACCUCUUGAUGAAUUAUUAUGCCCAUUUUCUUCAGCAUUUUGACACACAGUAUUUUUGCUAGAAAUUCCUAGGUGUGCUGGGAGAGACUUUCUGGAAAUUGCCUGAGAGUUCUGAGAUUGCCAGAUAUUAAUCCUCCUUCUUGUUCUGGGUUGAUUAACAGUGAGAAUGUCAUUUGUAUCAUAAUAGUAUUUUUUUCUUUUGUAGUUAUUCAAGUUUUAUUGUAGCUUAGAAUUGUCUCCAGCAAUGUUUUGUGCCUCAGCACCAUAGUUCUAAGCUCGGUUCCUUCUAGUACAAGAGAUGAUGUCACUGGACUGCCUGAAAAAUUCUUGUCUUAGUCCUAUUGGAUUUGGCAGUAGUCUUAUUGUGUUCUCAUUUAUGCACACAGUCUUUCUUUGAUGGUUCUUAUUUGAAUUCUUGAACAUCUGUGUCAACACUUUUUAAAUCACAGCUUUGACUUCCCUUUCUAUAAUUUCCCACCAGAAGUGGAAAGUUGGUUGAAUUUCUCUCAAGAAGGGUUUUUUUUUUUUUCAGAUUUCCACAAGGAUAGAGUCAGGUUCCUUGAAUAAGAACAGUUCUUUCAACCCACUGCCAUUUAAAUGCACAGCCUAAUCUCCCCGUUUUUUCACCUUCUGCUAGGAUUGAAGACUGAGUAUAAUAGGGAUGUUAAAGCUAAGACUACUCGGAAAACUAAUGUAGAUGUGCCUAUGUCUUAGAUAGGUUAGAAAUAGUGCAAUAGUUUGAAGUCUUUCUACAGGUGCAUAAGUGUAUAGGGAAAGCAUUUUUCAUUAGCAUAGCCCUAUCCAUUUAGGAGCAUGAGUAGGGCAGGUGUUCUCCUGGAGCGAGGAGGGAUGCCAUAGUGCAAGGUACUUUUGUGAUUGCUUAUCCUGAAACACUUCUGGGCUGUCACCCUGAGGGCAUAGAAAAAAGGACUUUACUGCCGACAGUUUUUAUCUUCUUCAUCCUCUUUCUGAGUCCAAUAGCCCAGAAUGCUUUACCCAUUUUGUUUGAUUUAUGUUUCCUUUCAUAUGACAGUUGUGUUACAAGGAAAAGUAGUAUAUUGCUAACCAUAUAUUGAGUCUUUUUGCAUGUCCAUGACUGUGGCAAAGUUUAGUGGGAACUAGUUGCCUGCUGGACUGCAGAGGCAUCGUAAAACUGUCUUCCCCAUUCUGACUGGUUGCUGCAUGUACCCAUAUCUAAGGAAGAAAAAUUGAAAAGUUGAAAGAAGAAAGGAAAUUUCAAGUGAUGCAGAGGACCAUAAACCUCUAAAAAAAGGCAGCCGGACACCUUCAGACAGAACUGUGAAAAAAGAAGACAGUGAUGAU
Molecule: messenger RNA, 8528 nt
Organism: Pogoniulus pusillus (Red-fronted tinkerbird)
Lineage: Eukaryota; Metazoa; Chordata; Aves; Piciformes; Lybiidae
Gene: NRCAM
Product: neuronal cell adhesion molecule
Exons: 37
Coding region: 744-6308 (1854 amino acids)
Biological process (GO): brain development; cell-cell adhesion; axon guidance
Cellular component (GO): axon; plasma membrane
Molecular function (GO): cell-cell adhesion mediator activity
Source: RefSeq, a predicted model, not a curated record